Penicillium waksmanii is the source of this 408-nucleotide messenger RNA. RefSeq lists its product as uncharacterized. The record is from RefSeq and is a predicted model, not a curated record. Bases 1 to 408 code for a protein of 135 amino acids. The transcript has a single exon. NCBI's taxonomy places the organism in Eukaryota, Fungi, Ascomycota, Eurotiomycetes, Eurotiales, Aspergillaceae.
AUGAUUUCUCCUAUCGGUGCCCUGCGCCGACCACUCCAAGCUGCCGUGAAGGACUUCCCGUCGCGGGUCCAGCUCCGAACCCCACAUGCCAGCUUCGGCUUCGGUCCUCUCCGCACGCUAAGAAGCACGAGUCAUCCUCAGAAGGCCGCCAUCUUCUCCUCGGCCUUCUCAACACGCGCUACGUACUCAAACCACACACAGGAUAAACGCAAAUCAGACACAAACUACUGGGGAUCAAAGUCUAUGGGAACACCUCUGGCGAUGAGCUUUGAGUCACUCGGCAUCCGCAAGAACACGCAGCUUUUCAUCAUGCUCAUUCUCGCCGUCGGAGCUGUAUUGGAGACUUUGCUUUGGGGCGAGAAGGCCUGGCUGUGGUGGAAAGGGGAGGAAGGAGAUCGUCUUGAAUAG